Messenger RNA from Closterium sp. Naga37s-1, 951 nucleotides. The record is from the annotation of a GenBank genome assembly. NCBI's taxonomy places the organism in Eukaryota, Viridiplantae, Streptophyta, Zygnematophyceae, Desmidiales, Closteriaceae.
AUGGUGGCUGGAAUGAAGAGAAAACAAGAGGAGAACACGGCGGCAGGGGAUGAGGAGGAAAGUCGGAGAGAAGGGAAUGAGAAAACACGAGAGGAAGAGGCAGAUGAACGGAAUGAGGAAGGAAGUGAGGGAGAGACAGAGGAAGCAGGCAAGCGGCAAGGAAUAGAUGGGAAAGAAGAGAGAGGAAUUGAUGGACUCUUGAGGCCUAGCCGGCGCGUAAUGAGAGGCGAAAUGAGAGACGGCGUGAGAGGCGGAAUGAGAGGCGGAAUGAUAGGCGACGUGAGAUGCGGAAGGAGCCGCCUUUACCCCUCCCAUUCCGCCCUCUACCGCCUUUACCCCUCCCAUUCCGCCCUCUACCGCCUUUACCCCUCCCAUUCCGCCCUCUACCGCCUUUACCCCUCCCAUUCCGCCCUCUACCGCCUUUACCCCUCCCAUUCCGCCCUCUACCGCCUUUACCCCUCCCAUUCCGCCCUCUACCGCCUUUACCCCUCCCAUUCCGCCCUCUACCGCCUUUACCCCUCUCAUUCCGCCCUCUACCGCCUUUACCCCUCCCAUUCCGCCCUCUACCGCCUUUACCCCUCUCAUUCCGCCCUCUACCGCCUUUACCCCUCUCAUUCCGCCCUCUACCGCCUUUACCCCUCUCAUUCCGCCCUCUACCGCCUUUACCCCUCCCAUUCCGCCCUCUACCGCCUUUACCCCUCCCAUUCCGCCCUCUACCGCCUUUACCCCUCCCAUUCCGCCCUCUACCGCCUUUACCCCUCUCAUUCCGCCCUCUACCGCCUUUACCCCUCCCAUUCCGCCCUCUACCGCCUUUACCCCUCCCAUUCCGCCCUCUACCGCCUUUACCCCUCCCAUUCCGCCCUCUACCGCCUUUACCCCUCCCAUUCCGCCCUCUACCGCCUUUACCCCUCCCAUUCCGCCCUCUACCGCCUUUACCCCCCCCAACCCUAA